AUGUCACUGAUCCAGGAGCUCCUCAUGGACCAGGAGCCCUCCAAGUUCCUCUGCCUGUAUGGGGCGUCCUCGACCUCCUGGCCCAAGAACGGGUCGGGUAGGUGGUACCAGCUCGGGUUUGGGAAGACGUCCCCAGUCUUCGGCAUUUUCUCUGAAAGCGUGGGGAACGUAGCCGGCUGGCGGGCAGUGGGCGCCGCCUUCCCCUUCUCCAGAGCGCGCUUUGGGGUCUUUCCUGACCCAACCACCGGGCAGCCAUACAGUAUCGGGGCGGAGUCUGAUCUCGGUGAGAGGGUCAGGAACCGGGGUCCGGGGCCUAGGGGAACUUGGGUCGCGGCCCUCUGCAGACGAGAGCGGGGGCGGGCUCAGGGCCAGUUAGGGUUCCUGAAUGAAAGAGGCGGAGUCAGGGACCCCGGCUCACACGCCUCCUUCAGCUUGAGGCGGGGGGCCGAGCUGAAGGCGUGCGCGGGCUGGGGCGGGGGCAUACGUGCGCGGGGCGGGCCUGCGUGCGCGCCCCCACCAAUCACAGGCGCCACCGGCAGGGGCACGCGCGCCCGGGGGCCUAGAGGAGGGGGCGGACCCGGCGCCGCGCGAGGCCAAUCGAGACGUCGUGUCGACAUGACCCCGCGCCGCUCCGACCCCCGCCGCUCGUCCGGGCCGGCCGCGCCCCUGCUCCCGCCACUCCCUCACAGCCCGUCCGCGUGUGGCGCGGUCGCCGGGCACCGGGGCUGCGGCGGUCGGCGGCCGGGCGGCGGCGGCGGCGGCGGCGCUGACAGAAGGAAAUGGCAACCCACUGCAGUGUUCUUGCCUGGAGACUCCCAGGGACGGUGGAGCCUGGUGGGCUGCCGUCUAUGGGGUCGCACCGAGUUGGUCACGAUUGGAGCGACUUCGCAAAAGCAGCAGCAGCAUGGUGAUGCAGACAGCUGUGAGGUAAACAGAAUAGCCCAACCAGGAACACAAAGCAAAUGUGAUUCUCCGGCUAACAUUGAACUUCUCCCAGUGGAGCCACAAAGUAAACAGCUCAUGACUUCUGAUCAGGACGCUAAGGUCGUGGCUGAACCGCAGGGCCAACGAGUCCAAGAAGGGAAAGACAGUGCGCAUCUGAUGAAUGGUCCCAUAUCUCAGACAACUUCUCAGACAAGUUCCAUUCCAGCUUUGAGUCAGGUACCAACAGCCAAGGUUUCGGAGCUAAACCCUAAUGCAAAAGUAUGGGGCACUCCACUGUUACAGCUGGAACCGCGUGGAGCUGCAGAUGGCGGCGUGAGCACAGUCUGGGAGGCGCCGCCUGGCCGUGGCCACCUCGGAUUGGACACCAACGGUGAUGGUGACAAAAGUCAUGAGAAUGUCGCGCUGUCAGAUCUACAGGAGUCAGACCAGACAGCCAUGAGCACUUUGGGUCUGGACCACUCAGAGUAUGAGUCACCGCCUGAAAGUAGUGAGACAGGAGGGAAUGAAUCUCAACCAGAAAGCCAGGAAGAUCCCCGGGAAGUACUUAAAAAGACAUUGGAAUUCUGUUUGUCUAGGGAGAACCUUGCUAGUGACAUGUAUCUUAUAUCUCAGAUGGACAGUGACCAGUACGUGCCAAUCACCACAGUAGCUAACCUGGACCACAUCAAGAAGCUCAGCACCGACAUGGACCUGAUUGUUGAGGUGCUGAGAUCUUUACCUUUAGUCCAAGUGGAUGAGAAGGGAGAGAAAGUAAGGCCAAAUCAGAACCGUUGCAUAGUGAUACUACGUGAGAUACCCGAGUCCACCCCUGUAGAAGAAGUAGAAGCACUAUUUAAAGGAGAUAACUUACCGAGAUUUAUAAACUGUGAAUUUGCCUAUAAUGAUAAUUGGUUUAUUACAUUUGAAACAGAAGCUGAUGCACAACAGGCUUACAAAUAUCUGAGAGAAGAAGUCAAAACCUUUCAAGGAAAACCAAUUAAGGCACGGAUAAAGGCGAAGGCAAUAGCUAUAAACACGUUUUUGCCAAAGAAUGGCUUUAGGCCUCUGGACAUGAGCCUCUACACACAGCAGCGCUACACAGCGUCGUUUUACUUACCUCCAGUCUAUAGUCCCCAGCAGCAGUUCCCUCUGUACAGCCUGAUAGCCCCCCAGACGUGGUCAGCGACACACAGCUAUCUUGACCCGCCCUUGGUAACGCCAUUUCCAAAUACUGGAUUUAUAAAUGGGUUCACGUCUCCAACCUUCAAACCUGCUGCAUCUCCUCUGGCUUCACUCAGACAGUACCCUCCGAGGAGCAGGAAUCCUAGUAAGUCUCACCUGCGCCAUGCCAUCCCCAGUGCAGAGAGGGGGCCCGGACUGCUGGAAAGUCCUUCCAUAUUUAACUUCACCGCUGACCGCUUGAUGAACGGUGUGCGCAGCCCACAAGUGAGGCAGACGGCUCAGCCGCGAGCUCGGCUCCAGAACCCUCCGGCCUUUGCCAAAAGAGAUGUGGGGCCCGGGCGCGUGGAGCAGAGCAGCUUCGAGUCCUCCCCGGGCUUAGGUAGAGGGAGGAAGAGCUCCUUUGGUUAUCGGAAGAAGCGGGAGGAGAAGUUCACAAGGAGUCAGACUCAGUCUCCAACGCCACCCAGACCGCCGUCCCCCAGCUUCGAAUUAGGCUUGUCCAGCUUCCCCCCACUGCCUGGGGCAGCAGGGCAUUUGAAGACAGAGGACUUGUUUGAGAACAGGCUGUCUGGCUUGCUCGCAGGAACGUCCAAAGAAAGGAGCCUGAAUGCAGACGCCAGCACGAACACUCUUCCCGCGGUGCCCCCCCGAGAACCCUCAGCGCCCUGUGCCGUGUCCGCAGCCUGCGAGCGCACCCCCUCCCCUGCCCGCCCACCCGAGGAUGCCAAGGUGGUGGAGAAGCAGAGGGAAACCCCAACUAUGGACAGACCGCCUCCCACCCUGGCCCUGAACACCACUGCAAGUAAAUCGGUGCAGGUGAACGGUGCCGCCUCGGAAUUGCGAAAACCCAGCUAUGCAGAGAUUUGUCAGAGGACAAGUAGAGAGCCACCGUCUUCCCCGUUGCAACCCCAGAAAGAACAGAAGCCAAACACAGUCGGCUGUGGGAAGGAAGAGAGGAAGGUCACGGAGAGAGAGCCCCCCGCCCCCAAGUCCAGCCCAGGACCACCCAAAGACCAGAGGAGGCCACUGGGCCGCCGGCCGUCACCCCCGGGCUUGGGGCGGCGUCCGCACAGAGAACAGAGCCCCCCACCCAGGCCCCCUCAGUGA
Molecule: messenger RNA, 3213 nt
Organism: Rangifer tarandus platyrhynchus (Svalbard reindeer)
Lineage: Eukaryota; Metazoa; Chordata; Mammalia; Artiodactyla; Cervidae
Source: the annotation of a GenBank genome assembly